Cladocopium goreaui is the source of this 3681-nucleotide messenger RNA. The record is from the annotation of a GenBank genome assembly. Lineage: Eukaryota; Dinophyceae; Suessiales; Symbiodiniaceae.
AUGCCGUUGCUUGCGCUCACAGACGUGGGGGUCCCAGAAGAGGUACAAGCAGCCUUGUACCACAGGGGGUACACCUCCAUGCGGCUGUUCUCUGGUAUUGAUGAAACCAGGGCUGAAGUCCGUUUGGCGCUCAACGCCGAGAUCGGAUUAGACCACACAGCAGGGAACGCUGAGAGGCGCAGCACAGCCUUGGUACUUAGCGCCUGGGAGACAUCGAGGACGCAGCAGAAGUCCAGCGAUGAGACUAGGGCAGAGGCCCGGGCAGCAAUGGUGCCACGGCCGGUGCCGGUCAAUGAGCACGCGAUGCUCAGGGAGGCCCUGGAGAGUCAGAUAGGGCGCCUGAGGGACUACGAGGUUCCUGCAAAGAGCCUCAUUGCAGCAAAGUUGGAUGACAUAGAAACCAACCUGCCGAAGUUGGAGGAUCUCAGAGAUGUGGCCUCGAUAGAGGACGGAGAAGCAGACUUGCUCCAAGGGAGCUUGGACGCCGCCACAGGGACCUUCAAGAUGAAGGCGGCGCGCAACACGGUGACUAUGCCGAAGACGGCAGAAGAGCUUCGCUUGAGGCAUCGCCGUAUAGGUCUGGCCUGGGAAAUGGCCAGGACAAAACACAGGAACCGUGUUUGGCUGCAAGGAGGGCUCGUGGAAGCCUAUCGCCAUUUGAGCGAUCACGUGCUUGGAAAGCAUGUGCAUGGCCUACAGCUACCACACGAACAAAAACCCCGUUGGGAGUUAGUGCUCGGGUACGAGCAAGAGGUUCGGAAACGUGCCUACCAACUGCUCCGACGAGGUGAAGAGCCCACGUUGGAAGAUGCAAUGAAGAGGGCCAUCAGUGACCCCGAGACCAUGAACCUCCACUUUGUGGUGCCGCUGACAACAAGUAUUGCUGCGAGCCACAGCAGUAGCAGUGGCGGGCGCCAGGGGGGGACCACGGCCAAGCCAGGCCAAGGAGGGCCAAGCCCAAGCAAAGGCUCCAAAGGAGCAGGACGUGGCCCCAAGCCGGUCAAGAAACUACAGGUGAAGACCCCUGAUGGAAGGCCGUUAUGUUUUAAGUAUAACAAUAACAACAAGUGCGUUGCCAAGAACUGCAACUUCGUGCACCAGUGCCAGCGAUGCUUGGGAAACCACCCCAAGUCGGCGUGCAACACCAUCCGGAACGACACCAAGGCCAAUGCAGAGCUGAAAGAAAAGGCCGACCUCGGUACGACCUUAGUCAUGCGAUGCAUAGAAGCCUUGGAGCUGGCGCCGGGCGAGACUGUAUGCCUCUGGGAACACCCAGAAGAUUUGGGCCGGGCGCGCAAUGGAACGCCGGCAAGUGUGUGGCAACUUGAAGCCCUGCGCAAGGUGGCCAAGAAGAGGGGCAUGGACACAAUUGCCUUCCACCAAUGCACCUACGGCGCUGACUACCCCAAGCCAACAAGAUUUCUCAGUGAUGCGAGAGGACUUUUGCAGCUGGGAUUUGGCGGUUGGCCCACCUUCAACAAAGACUCAUACUAUUUGGGGCCCUUGCCCCGCUCUUGCGGACACUCGCACCAGCCUUUGAUCGGUGCAGAGGAUGGCGGGGGCUUCAAGACAGCGCCUACAGCGGCAUACCCGCCAGAAAUGAAUCUGAUGAUCGCCUCAUUGCUGUUCAACCAUUGGCACCAAAGCCAGCCCACGACGCCUGUCGGAGGGGGAGAAGACCAACAGCAACAGCAACAUGGCUGCGCGAGGACUGGCAAUAGAGACGAGGAGGACCCAUACAAAACAAGGAUGGUUACGGAAGAAGACCCAGCGUUGGAGCUGGCAAAGGCAGUGGAGAAGGAGAGAGGAGCAGUUUCCUACUCCAUGAGAGGGCCAGGACAGAAGCUCUUCCAUGACGGGGCAGGUUUAUGUUCCCAGGGGAAUAGGAGACCGGCCUUCCGGGAUAUAUCCGUGAUGAGCAGUGUGGGAGAGGAGCUACUGGCCUUGACGACCGAAGAAGACUUGAGGAAUGACUUGUACAGGCUUGCCUUGGGUAGAUGCGAGGGCCCCCCCUUCCGAGAAGGUGUGGUGGAAGCGGCCAGGAACUUGCGGCUCAGGCACCUAUCACAGAGAUCGGGGGUCGAAAAGGCAAAGCUGGAACACGUGGAACCCCGGCAGCCGUUCAUGCUGGCGGCCAUCGCGGAGCACCUCAAGAUCAUUGGGGACCCGGACUGGCCGGCCUUCGGCACAGGGCCGGGCAGCUUCAGGACGGGUGUCCCCCUGGGGGUGCAGGGCAUGCCCCGUGUCCCGGAAGUCUUCGAGGCCAAGGAGAAAUGGCGAAAAUACGAGCCCGUCCCCUGGCCUACAGACAAGAACAAUUACACCUCGGCAGUGGACAAUGCGGGGGCGGUGCAAAGACAAUUCCGCAAGGAGGAGGCUCUGGGAGCCAUGGUGGAGAUGGACGAAGGAGCCGCUAGAGAGCGGUACGGCGAUAGGGUGAGGGUGGCCGCGCUAGCAGCCUUGGAAAAGUCGGACCACAGCUUCAGGGUGGUGCACGACGCUACACACAAUGUUGGGGUCAACUCCCAGAUCAAAGUGGAGGACCAAUUGAGGUACCCGGGACCAGCGGAGAUCAAGAUGGCCAUGAGGGUACUGUUUCCCCCGACCUUCAUCCUGGCAGCAGACAUCGCCAGGGCUCACCGGCUGGUGCUGGUGCGAGAGGAAGACUGGGGGUACCAGACGUGCCGCACUGGAGUGGACGAGGUGUGCCCAUUCCCUCCUGGCCAGGUCGACGUGAAGGAGUGCGAGCUGGGGAUGACAGAGAAGAGGCUCAGAUGGGCGAGAGACUGGAUGGAGCGGACGAUUGCAAAUAAGAUUGUGCAGGUUGAGGAGUUCAGGUCAGCGCUGGGACGGUUGGCCUUCAUGAUGUCGGCCUUUACGCAUCUGAAACCGCUGCUGGGCCCGCUCUACUCCUGGACCACGGCGGUAGACCACUGCCGGACGCUACAAGUCCCUGCAGCGAUCAUCUUGAUCCUGACCUUCCUCAAGGCGACGAUGGUACCCGGGAUAGCCCGCACUAAGGUGAGGGUAUCACCGGAAGUGGAAGAGGACCACAUCUUCAGGCCCGAUGCAAAGGCCGAGGGGGAGACGGUUGUCCUUGGAGGUUGGUGCUGCGGCGAUUCCCAUGACAGAGGGCAAUGCCGAUGGUUCUCCGUGAAGUUGGACAGGAGCAAUGCCCCCUGGGUUUUCGAAGCCGGAGAACCUUACAGAGCCAUAGCGUCGUUGGAGCUGCUGGGGACCCUAGCGUCGAUCAAGGCCUUCCCGCCGGUCCAGGGUAGCGCCCGUAGUUUCUGCCUGUCGGCCGGCACGGACAAUCUGGGGAACCGGCACCUCGUGUCCAGGCUCUUGACGACGAAGUUCCCCUUGUGCAUCGUAUUGAUGCAGCUGGCCUGGACGCUUCAUUGCAAAGACCUGGAGCUGAGGCUGGACUGGCUGCCAAGGCUACAGAACCGGGAAGCUGACGCCCUCACCAACGAGGACUUCAGUGGAUUCAACAUGGACUUACGGGUCGAGGUAAAGCCAGAGGACCUUCUGGAGGAGCAGUUCAAGGAGCUUUUAGAGAAGGGGGGCGAACUCUUUGAUGAAAUCAAAGAGCUCCGGAGGAAGAGGAAGGCGGGAGUGAUGAAGUCACUUCCUGCCAACAAGAAGUCCAAAGGGACGGACCUGAUUGGUCGAUGGUGA